Messenger RNA from Peronospora matthiolae, 123 nucleotides. Lineage: Eukaryota; Oomycota; Peronosporomycetes; Peronosporales; Peronosporaceae. The record is from the annotation of a GenBank genome assembly.
AUGUUUGAAGGACUCUCAUCGACGUCGUCUCUGUGGCUGCUGACAGCGUGCAAGCGCGAGCCAAGUAUGGCUGGUGGUGGUCGUCCCAUCAACGAACACGAAUCGGCAGGACGACAAGCGUGA